UUUGCCGUUAUAGUUAAGUUACGCUUCUCUGGUUGCUAAAUUGGGAAACGGGUUGUUACAUUCAACGUACGAUAGACAGAAUACACAGUAAAAAAUACAAAUUUGUACUGUACAGCUGAAUAUUAACGGCAAACAGGAAGUUAACUUUAGUUUUCUGGGUAACAUUUUGUUAACCGACCCUAACUGACGAGGUAGGUAACACUGUUUAGUGUUAUCAGUUUAUCAUUCAUAAAGUAAAUUUAAGCAGUGUUUCGCAUAUUCACGCAGGUAGUAACAUGGACUCUGAGUAUAUAAAGAGACAUCUGGGGAAGUGUCUGGCAGACGGACUCGCUGAGGUGGCCGAGCAGCGUCCUGUGAACCCCAUCCUGUAUCUCGCCCACUGGCUCUACAAGUACAACUCAAACGUUAAGUACGAGACAGAGAAAAAGGCCAAUUUGGCGCUCUUGCAGCAGGAGCAGGCGAAAGCCAGAGAAGAGGCGUCGCACCAGGAGAAGCUGAGAGAGGAGGAGCGAAAGAUCAGUGAGGCCUUGGAAGAGUCUAAAAAACAGAUCUCUGAGAAGGAUGCUGCACCCGUGUCAGCCACACCAGGGGCUGCUGACGACAACAAACCAGAGACAGAGGAGAAACCAAACACCCCUGAUAAAGAAAAGCAGCAGGACACAGACGAACACCAAACUGAAGCUCAGGAAAGUGUCGCUGAACCGGAGGUGAAGGUCACAGAGAAUGUAACCAGUCCAGAGUCCACCGAGAGAAAACCUUUGGAGGCCAGCACCUCUUCUGUCUCCAAGGUCGUCAGCACUGAGGUCAAGGAGGAGACUACAGAUAGGCCUGUUGGAAAAGACGAAGUGGAGCUGAGGACCGAUCAAAAAGAAGAGAAAACGGAGGCUGAGCUGAGGGGCGAUCAAGAAGAGAAAACGGAGGCUGAGUUGAGGACCGAUCAAGAAGUGGAGAAAACAGAGGCUGAGCCGAGGACGGAUCAAGAAUUGGAGAAAACAGAGGCUGAGCCGAGGACGGAUCAAGAGGUGGAGAAAACAGAGGCUGAGCCGAGGACGGAUCAAGAAGUGGAGAAAACAGAGGCUGAGCCGAGGAUCAAUCAAGACGUAGAGAAAACAGAGGCUGAGUCAAGGAGCAAUCAAGACAUGGGGAAAACAGAGGCUGAGUUGAGGACCGAUCAGGAAGAAAACAAAAUGGAGGCUGAGCAGACAAGCAAUCAAGUAGAAGAGAAAACAGAGAUGGAGCCCAGUGAUAAUCAUGUAGAAGAGAAAAUGGCAAACACAAAUCAAAUAGAAGAGAAAGACGCUGACCAAGAUGAGAAGGUGGUUGAUGAGGCUGACACAGCUGAGACUGAGCAGACUGAACCGUUCCACUCGACUCCCAGUCAAGAUCCUGACAACUUACAGACAGACAAAACUGAAGAGCAACAAGACAAACAAAGCCCUCGUUCCCCUGAUCUUCAAGACACAGAGAAGGUUGAUGAAGAUGAAACUGGUAAGUUGGAGUCGGCACCACAGGGUAAAGGUCUGAAACCAGAGGAGACAUUUUCUACUGAAGAAACUGAGCAGGAGCCACAGAAGUCUGGUUCUCCGCCUCUUCAGAACCAGGACAAGGAGGCAGACGGGCAACGCACAAAUGAGACCACUGAUGGCUCGGCUCCAGCUGACAGUGACGUAACAGCAGAGGGGACAGUGUCGAGUGAGAUGCUCGUGACUUUACAAGAGGAGCCUGAAAACUCUCCUGACACGGAGGACGUCCAGGACAAGGCAGAGCUUGAGGAAGAGGAAGGAGAAGGCCACACAUGAUAAUUUCAUAUCUUCAUGUUGUUUGAUGUGCAAAUACUAAUAUGCAAAAAUAAACAUUUAAUAAAUCGC
Messenger RNA from Epinephelus moara (kelp grouper), 1868 nucleotides. It is a transcript of the gene dydc2, whose product is annotated as DPY30 domain containing 2. Lineage: Eukaryota; Metazoa; Chordata; Actinopteri; Perciformes; Serranidae. The record is from RefSeq and is a predicted model, not a curated record. Gene Ontology annotation, cellular component: Set1C/COMPASS complex. The transcript has 8 exons. The coding region runs from base 276 to 1799 and encodes 507 amino acids.